AACCUAUUGCCUCAUGUAUAGGGAGGGAAGUUGUGGGGUGGCCGGUUCACGGGGUCAGUGGACCCCGUCAUGGAACGCUUCAACCAGUCGCUGUCCUACGACCGCCGGAUGUGGCGCGCUGACGUCACUGGAAGUCAGGCGUACGCCAGGUGUAUCCAGGAGGCAGGUCUCAUCAGCCAGGACGAGUGUGAUUCUAUUGUCACCGGGUUAGAUAAGGUUGGUGCGGAAUGGGAAAGCGGCGUGUUCCAUGUAAUGCCAGGUGACGAGGACAUACACACCGCAAACGAACGGAGGCUAAAGGAGCUGAUCGGAGAGGCGGCGGACAAGUUGCACACCGGCCGCAGCCGAAACGACCAAGUGGCCACGGACAUGCGGCUGUGGAUGCGUGCCGCCCUUGCUACCCUUGGCGAACACCUUCGCAGCCUCAUCAGCGUCAUGGUCGACAGGGCCGCCAGUGAGAUUGAUGUACUGAUGCCGGGCUACACUCACCUCCAGCGCGCCCAGCCUAUCCGAUGGAGCCACUGGAUACUUAGUUAUUGCUGGAUGUUGCGGCGGGACCACGAACGUCUCCUGGAACAAGCUCGGCGUGUGGACGUCUGUCCCCUGGGCAGCGGCGCCCUCGCCGGAAACCCCUUCAAUAUCGACAGACAGGCGCUCGCCUCAGAUCUGGGAUUUUCCGGCAUCACAAACAACAGCCUUGACGCGGUCAGUGACAGAGACUUCGUAGCGGAGUUUCUGUCAUGGGGGAGCCUAUUGGCGGUGCACGUGAGCCGCUGGGCGGAGGACCUCAUCCUGUAUUCCACCAAGGAAUUCUCCUUCCUCCGCCUCUCAGACGCUUACAGUACCGGAAGUAGCCUGAUGCCACAGAAGAAGAACGCGGACAGUCUUGAGCUUGUCCGGGGCAAGUGCGGUCGCGUUAUCGGCAAGUCCUGCGGGUUUUUGACGACAUUGAAAGGCAUCCCCAGCACAUACAACAAGGACUUACAGGAGGACAAGGAGGCGAUGUUUGACGUGUAUGAUACGCUAGAGGGCGUCCUGCAGGUGGCCAAUGGCGUCAUGGCAACUCUAAAGGUAGACGCGGCCCAGAUGCGGGCGGCGCUGAGCCCGGACAUGCUGGCCACAGACCUCGCCUAUUACCUCGUCAGGAAGGGGGUUGCGUUCCGCACGGCGCACGGGCUGUCCGGGGGCUGCGUCGCUCUGGCGGAGCGGCAGGGCGUCCCCCUCGACCGCCUCACAGUCGAAGACUUUCGGUCUGUCAGCCCCGAGUUUGGGUCGGACGUACUGGACAUCUGGCACUACGAGCGGUCCGUUGACCAGUACAGCGUGGCCGGAGGUACUGGGAUGACCAGCGUACGGGCACAGCUAGACCAACUCCGGCAAUGGCUCCAGGCGUCCGGAAACUGAAGGAGACGCAGCCCGCACAAAGCUCUCUCUGACUGUCGGUUCGGAGCACUUUGUUGUGACAAUCAUUGUUGGAAGGCUAUACAUGUAUAUGAACCUGCUUUUGCUAUUGUUAUAGUAUAGUAUGCUACCGUUGACGUAUGCUACCGUUGACGUUUGCUACCAUUGACUCUACCGUUGACGUAUGCUAUCGUUAACGUAUGCUACCGUUGACCUUUGAUACCAUUGACGCUACCGUUGACGUUUGCUAUCGUUGAUGUUUGUUACCGUUGACGUAUGCUACCGUUGACGUUUGCUACCAUUGACGCUAACGUAUGCUCCCGUUGACAUAUGCUAUCGUUGACGUAUGCUUCCGUUUGCGUAUGCUACCGUUGACGUUUACUACCAUUGACGCUACCGUUGACGUAUGCUACCGUUGACGUUUGCUACCAUUGACGCUACCGUUGACGUUUGCUACCAUUGACGCUACCGUUAUCGUAUGUUACGGUUGACGUAGGCUACCGUUGACGUUUGCUACCGAUGACGUAUGCUACCGUUGACGUAUGCUACCGUAUUCUUAAACGUCUGUAUGUUCACACAUUAAAACCUUAAAGAGAAUAAAGACGCCUCUGUCUGCUGGUCCAUCCCACUUCUUUACCGCAAGAUAUAUAUUUUCCGUAGCAUUGGAUGUCCCCAAUAUAACUCGAGCUUACGAAACAACUUCAACCGUGACAUCAGGUCUUGGCCCGCCCCCUUACCAAGCCAACUUCAACCGUGACAUCAGGUCUUGGCCCGCCCCCUUACCAAGCCAACUUCAACCGUGACAUUAGGUCUUGGCGCCCCCCUAAUCAAACCAGCUUCAGCCGUCACAUCAGGUCUUGGCCCGCCCCUAACCAAUCCAACAUCAACCGUGACAUCAGGUCUUGGCCCGCCCCUGACUAAACCAACUUCAACCGGGACAUCAGGCCUUUGCCCGACCCUGACUUAACAAAUUUUAACCGUGACAUUAGGCCUUGGCCCGACCCCUAUCCAAGCCAACUUCAACCGUUACAUUAGGUCUUGGCCUGCCCCUAAACAAACCAACUUCAACCGUGACAUUAGGUCUUGGCCCGCCCCCUAAACAAACCAACUUCAACCGUGACAUUAGGUCUUGGCCCGCCCCCUAACCAAGCCAACUGCAACCGUGACUUCAGGACUUGGCCUGACCUCUAACCACAACCAAUUUUAACCGUGACAUUAGGUCUUGGCUCGCUCCCUAUCCAAAACCAACUUCAACCGUGAUCAGGUCCUGGCCCGCCCCUAAUCUACGCAAAAUGAACCGUAACAACAUGUCUAGAUACAAUUUGAUGAAGAAAGUGAUUUAGUUCAGCCCAAUUGUAGAACAAGAUUUAACAACAUUAUAUAAAUCACUUUCGUUGGCACGAUGUGACGCGAGAGUGUGGUUUCGUGGGGUAAACCGGAGUACCUGGAAAAAACCCCACUUGUCCGGCUUGGUGAUCACCAUCCAAACGCACUUGUGAUUUAAGACAGUGAUUUUUUUAAACGAUGUCUAAUUUAAUUAUUUUUCUCUAAGCGUGCGAACGUUGAGGGGUCAUCUCGGUGUAUAAUGGAAAUAAUAAACGAUAUGAAUCAACGGU
Messenger RNA from Mya arenaria, 3017 nucleotides. Its product is annotated as argininosuccinate lyase-like. Bases 70 to 1404 code for a protein of 444 amino acids. The transcript has 13 exons. The record is from RefSeq and is a predicted model, not a curated record. NCBI's taxonomy places the organism in Eukaryota, Metazoa, Mollusca, Bivalvia, Myida, Myidae. Gene Ontology annotation, molecular function: argininosuccinate lyase activity. Gene Ontology annotation, cellular component: cytosol.